Agrilus planipennis (emerald ash borer) is the source of this 520-nucleotide messenger RNA. Its product is annotated as histidine ammonia-lyase-like. The coding region runs from base 33 to 479 and encodes 148 amino acids. Gene Ontology annotation, molecular function: histidine ammonia-lyase activity. Gene Ontology annotation, biological process: L-histidine catabolic process. The transcript is spliced from 3 exons. Lineage: Eukaryota; Metazoa; Arthropoda; Insecta; Coleoptera; Buprestidae. The record is from RefSeq and is a predicted model, not a curated record.
UUUUUAAUAUCUCAGUGUCCGAAAAUAAAGUUAUGUGUCAUCCAUCGUCUGUGGAUAGUCUUAGUACCAGUGCUGGUCAAGAAGAUCACGUAUCAAUGGGAUGCUACUCGGCGAGAAAGGCAUUGAAUAUUGUCGAAAAUGUGGAAAAUGUGAUAGCAAUUGAGCUGCUUGCUGCAUGCCAAGCAAUUGAAUUUUUGAGGCCGCUUCGAACAACUGCUCCAUUAGAAGAAGUUUAUUUAGCAGUUAGGAAAGUUGCAAGGUCACUGGAUGCAGACAGAUUUAUGGCUCCUGAUAUUGAAGCAGUUAAGAAAUUGCUUGAAGAAAACAAAGUAUGGAUGGCGGUGCAGCACCAUAUCGCAUAUUAUCAUUCACCAAAGGAAAUUGAGACGCGCUCUUUCAGUCCGACUUCUUCAUCACUGGUUGAAGAGAAACCAGAAACACAUCGAACAUCAUUGAAAAGAAAACAUGAAGACGAUUAACAAAAAGCACAAUAAAAAUAGAAAUAAACAAAUAAAAAUUA